Molecule: messenger RNA, 864 nt
Organism: Encephalitozoon intestinalis ATCC 50506
Lineage: Eukaryota; Fungi; Microsporidia; Unikaryonidae
Product: 60S ribosomal protein L5
Exons: 2
Coding region: 1-864 (287 amino acids)
Biological process (GO): ribosomal large subunit assembly; translation
Cellular component (GO): ribosome; cytosolic large ribosomal subunit
Molecular function (GO): 5S rRNA binding; structural constituent of ribosome
Source: RefSeq, a predicted model, not a curated record
AUGAGUAAUGCAAAGGGGACCAGGAACUACCACAAGAACUUCCAGGUGAAGAGAAGAAGAAGACGAGAGGGCAAGACCGACUACAAGCACAGAACCAAUAUGAUUCGACAGGAUUCCAACUCAUACGGGUCUGUGAAGCACAGGCUGGUUGUCCGGAUUACAAAGAGCCGGGUGAUUUGCCAGAUCACAGGAGCCUACAUGGAUGGAGACCGAGUGAUGGUGUAUGCAGACUCGUCUGAGCUGAAGAAGUAUGGAAUCAACUUUGGGCUUACAAACUACUCUGCAGCAUAUGCAACUGGAUUCCUGAUUGGAAGAAGGGCACUGACAGCAUUGUCUCUGGAUGGAGUAUAUGGGCCCAAGGAGAUUGACGGGACAUACAGUAUUACGGAGGAUGUUGAUGGAGAGAGAAAGGCGCCCAAGGUGUUCCUCGACAUUGGACUUGCAAGGUCCACAAAGGGAGCAAAGGUGUUUGGAGCAAUGAAGGGAGCAUCUGAUGCAGGACUGAACAUCCCACACAGCGAGGUGAAGUUCUAUGGGUACCAAGAGGAUGGGAGCUUUGAUGCAAAGGAGCUGCACGACAGGAUUUUUGGAUACAACGUCUCUGAGUACAUGCAGAAGUUGCGGGACAGUGAUGAAGAGAAGUACAAGACCCAGUUUUCAGACUAUAUCAAGAAAGGCAUCUCGGCCGAGGACAUUCCACAGAUCUACAAGAGUGCUCUGGACAAGAUUGCAUCAGACCCAUCGAAGGAAGCAAGGGAAGUGAAGGACUACUCUUCGCUUAAGAAGUACCGGCCGGUUCGACUUACAUAUGAGGAGCGCAAGGAGAGGAUACAGGCCAAGCUUUCCACGAUUGAGAGCGAAUAA